Molecule: messenger RNA, 813 nt
Organism: Parnassius mnemosyne (clouded apollo)
Lineage: Eukaryota; Metazoa; Arthropoda; Insecta; Lepidoptera; Papilionidae
Source: the annotation of a GenBank genome assembly
AUGCCAACCGUGACGGAUAUUACUGGGAGAAAUCUGUUCCCAUCGGCGAUGGCAUCAGACCAGGAGUCGACGGACGAGGAGCCAGAUAGUGAAAUGCUGAGUGAUGACUUGUGUCUCCAAGACAGCGAUGACGACCGACUGCCAGCCAGAAGUGUUCUGAAUCACUCGGAAGACAUUCCACCUUUGAACUCCUGUUUACUUCGACCACCUCGUAAGCUGUUCACCAAUUGCCGUGAGCGCUGGAGGCAGCAGAACGUCAGCGGAGCAUUCGCAGAACUAAGGAGACUCGUGCCAACGCAUCCACCUGAUAAAAAGUUGUCCAAAAAUGAGAUCUUGAGGAUGGCUAUCAGAUACAUUGGUCUCCUCUGCGAAGUAUUGGAAUGGCAGAAGAACCACGGUCUUCUCACGAAUAAAGAAAACUCCAAUCUUGCUGUGAAAUGUGAAUCUCCAAUCAGUCCGCAGUCGAGACACCUCCGUCUCAAAAGACCGUUCUUUGACGAAGAUGCCAAAAGACCGAAAUUGAUUGACGGAGAUAGCGCUAAAUAUGGCAACGACGAGAACGAAGAAAACUUACGUAGACAUCGGAACGCGAGUUUCAAUAAAGACUAUUAUUUCGGGAAAGACCAUCUGAAAGUCUUGAGGACUCAGUAUUACUUUCCUUCAAGAUGGAGGCAGAAUGUACCCUUCAGAAAUUUGGCUGCAGAACGAAAUGGUAAUAAUCUAUUAAUGAUCGCACCAGCUCAGGCUAAAGAUGAUGACGCUAAGAAUGGUAACAGUAGAAAUAAAGAUAAGAGUGACUUUAAGGAUAAGUAG